CCUGAGCGUAGGCCGCUCAGUCGAGUUUCAGACGUCGUCGGGUUCGGUUCGUGGCAGUUGAUUGCGCUAAAACAAGAAAUACACAAGGUUCUGUAGCUGCUGCAACUCGUCUCGCCUCUGUGAAAAUGCAAAUUUGACCAAAUACCCGGAGUGGUUGUUCUUGUCGUCGGUCACUCAGUCGGUACCUGAUCAUCAUCAUCAUCAUCCCUAUUCCCUGUAUACCCUCGAAACUCUGGGAAUCCUGGCGGGGGGCAAGGCAAACAUCGCAUCCGUUUCCGGUUCUUUCUGUUGAUUGUUACCCUGCAGUUGCUUUUCAUGAAUGAAAUUUUAAUUUCGUGUGUGCGCGAGUGAGCGAGUGUGUGAGCCACAGGUCCAGUUUGAGCCCGAACUCCAGCGGUGUCAACUGACGGCCCACCGAUCGCAUUGUCGUCAGUGCACCGUAAAGAUCUUUAUCGCAUUUUAAACACAAACGUUCUGGAGCAGAAGGCAAGACCCGACAGCCGUCAGGUAGAAAACGGAAACCAAACAUCGGGGCCGGCCAGGUUAAUGCGGUUUAUUGUUCUAUGAACGCUGCUGGCACCAUCGCUUCUCUGUUUAAGUUUCGCACGCUGAUAAAGAGGACCUCACAGCCCAUCAGAAUGCGGCCAAAGCUUAGCCCAAUUCUCAUGCUCUCGUUGCUGUGCGCGAUGGCAGCGGCCAAUGACCUCAAGGAUCUGCUAGAGGACAGCACCACAACGACCACCACUAGCACCACCCCCUCCCCAUAUUCCUCCUCCUCGCCCACCACGCCCACCGCCUAUGUGGUGUCCGCAGCCGCAGUUCCCGCCCCCGUUUCCAGCAGGUCAAAGUCCAAGUCGCCAGCCGGAAAAUAUGUCAACAAGAGCGCUCCGAGGAAACGCAAGGCGGAGCAGGUGUCCUCUUUGCCGCUACCCGUGGACGAUGGCCUCAUGGAGUGGAAGUGCCCCAAUAUCACUGGCACUCGGAACGCGGAACUCGAGUGCGGUUGCGAUUUGCCCCACACACUGCGGUGCAACAUUGAUCUGCACGGAAUGUUGCUCCUUGCGGACAGACUUCGCACCUCUCCCUACUCGAUCUCCUUGCUGGACUGUUCCCUGCGCAACGUAACUUUCCUGAGCGACGCCAAGAUCUUCGAUGGCGUUUCGCUGCAUGGCUUGGUAAUCUCCUCGGGCGAGAUUAAGCGGGUCCACAAGUCCGCCUUCCUGGGAAUCCGAGGACCUUUGCAGGCACUCGGGCUGCCGGGCAACGCACUGAUGAGCGUGCCCUGGAACGCUUUGUCUACGCUGGGCGCCUUGGAGCGCCUGGACUUGGCCAACAACAAGAUCAAGGCAUUGGGCACCGCCGACUUUGUGGGUCUGACCAGCCUGGUUUAUCUGGAGCUGAGCAACAACCAAAUCUCGAGCAUUUCCCAGCGCACAUUCGGUAAUCUUAGAAAGCUGGAGGUCCUGAAGCUGGGCGGGAAUAGGUUGGGGGACUAUGCCCAAAGCCUGAGGUCCCUGAGCCAGUGCUUCAGUCUGCGGCAAUUGGAUCUGCAGGCCAACAACCUGAAUGGACCGCUGAGUGAGCAGACUCUGCCUGGCAUGAGGAAUCUCGAGAGCUUGAAUCUCAAUCGGAAUCUGAUCAAGAGCAUCCAGAACAAGGCCUUGGCCAAUUUCUCCCGGCUGGUGAGUCUCUCGCUGCGCCACAACCAGAUCGAUGUCCUGCAGGAUCACGCCUUCUUCGGUUUGGGGGCACUGGACAGCUUGGAUCUGAGCUACAACGGCAUCGUGGCCAUCUCCAGUGCCUCGCUGCAGCAUUUGUCCCGUUUGACCGUGCUGGAUCUCACACAUAACUUCCUGCGAGCCCUAACCUCGGACUUGAUAGCACCGCUACCAUCUCUCAGGGAGCUGCGAUUGGCGGGCAACGACAUCUCCAUUGUGGCCCGCAAUGCAAUGGACGGGGCACGGGAACUGGAGAGCCUGCAGAUGCAGGAGAAUCCUCUCUCUUGCGACUGCAGCAUCCGGCCAUUCGCCGAGUGGCUGCAGGAGUCCCAGCUGCAUUCCAGCCUGAGUGCCUCCUGUGUGACGCCGCCCAGGCUGGAGGGAGCUCCACUUCUGCAGGUUCCCGUGGAGACGCUCAGCUGCGACAUGGACAACGUGGAGAAGGAUAACAACAACAUCAUGCAGCACCUGGAGACACUGGCUAAACCAAAUCAGACGUCGCCCAUCAAGGAUCUGUCCGAGGAGAUUAUUCUACACGAACUGCACUUUUCGGCUGACUAUGGCCUGAUCCUCACCUGGCUCCUGAAUCUCAGCAAAAAGGACUAUAUGUGCGAUGCAAUCUUUGUCUACAAGGAGGAGCACAUAAACGAAAUUCUCAUAGACAACUCACCGAUCCAUUGCGAGAGUAAAGUGGUCAAUGGUCAGAACACAGUGAGUGUCAUAGUGCCCGAUAGUUCAUCACUGGAAAUAGGCGAAAGCUAUCGCUUUUGUCUGGUCAUGAUCCAAGAGAAGAAACCAGAGGCGGAACUGAACAUCGGCUGCUCCAAUAUCACCCAGCUGGAGAGGAGCAGUCCGGGCUCCGUUCCCGUGUCGCGUCAGUACCAGCGACGUCCCUACUACACCGCCAAUGAGCUGAAACCGGAAGCGGUCCACGAGGCUGGCGAGGAUUACCAGCUGAAUCAGCGUCGCUUCACUUCAGUGGUCGGAAGUCAACCGCAACAGACUCAGCAGUCGACUUUGCUGCACAGCUACACGGUGAUUGAUUCUCUGAACAAGAGCUUCUUGCCGGGAUUGGGCCUUGGAGUGCUGGUCACCUCCGUGCUGGUCCUCAUCUGGGGAGCCACGAGGAUUCGGCAGGCCAAUGGAACCAAUGGCAAUGGAGGCGAUAGUAUUGGCAGCAACAGCAGCAGCGGCAGCAUGCAGAACAACAAUAAUAACAGCAGGCCGGGCACUCCAACGGCCACCACUUGCUACGCCGCCUCGGAUCACAUAGCCCGCCUGGCGGAUGCGGAGAAUGGGACGCGCUACCUCAAGCUGCAGGCCACGACGAGCUUGUGAGGCAGCCGAAGCCACCAGCAGCAGCAGGAUGUUGCUCCUGCCCACUCAAUAAACCAUGUGAUAGUACGGUUCCGACUGUACCGACUUGAGUAGUUGUAAACGAUAUACAUACGUAGCCUUAAGGUCCACUGCACUAAUCCAAAUAGUUGGCCCUCACUAACCCACUUGUGCCAUAAGCUAAUCGAUACGUAUCCCGAAACUCCCAUAUAUCCCACGAAAAUAUACAGUUGCGGUCAAAGGAAUAUUUAAAAAAAAUCUUCCAAAAUCAGAACGGGAAUUCCUAAAAAUCUACAAAAAAUGUAUUAGUCCAUUUGAAUGAAAAUAUUAAUAUUUUAACUUGUAAAAGAAUAUAUUUUUCGUAAAGCAAAAACCCUUCAAUUUAUAAAGCUAAACUCUUUGACCUCUUCUGUAAGCAAUUCCUCGAUUGGAGACGCCCUUUUGCUCCACAACUAGUGUUAACUUAGUUUACGCCUCCAUUGUGUUAGGAAUGGAACUCGUAAGUCAUGACCCUUUAGAAUUAAGGCUUUAAUAAUUUAUUAACAAAUUCCAAGCACACAAUAGAAAAGAAAAACAUAACAUCGAGUAAAUAAAAGUG
Drosophila takahashii is the source of this 3651-nucleotide messenger RNA. It is a transcript of the gene Lrt, whose product is annotated as Leucine-rich tendon-specific protein. The record is from RefSeq and is a predicted model, not a curated record. Lineage: Eukaryota; Metazoa; Arthropoda; Insecta; Diptera; Drosophilidae. Gene Ontology annotation, molecular function: protein binding.